GAGAGAGAGAGGAGGAGGAGAAGAGAGUAAAAGAAAAGAUAGACAAGAAAAAUAGAAGAGAUGAAAAAAGAAGAAAAAGAGACGAAGACAAAAAACUGAUUGUGAAAAGGAGGAGGAAGAACGACUGGACGUCUGUUUAAUCAGCUUAAGAGAGAGAGAGAGAGGGGGCGGGGCCGAAGGACCCUCAGUUGGUGUUGAUCAACAAAUGGAUGGUUCAGCUGUAGCCAUGACAACCACCUGUUUAAGUUGGACUAACCUGUGGAAAUGUGACUUCCUGUCUAACUUCCUGUUGAUUUUCCUGUCUGUGUGACCAUCAGUCCACCAUGUCCCUCCCCCUGCUCCUCCUCUCCGUCCUUCUGCUGACACUGGGCCGGACUCAGCCCGGACCUCAGUUUGACCUGUGUCGCUCUCUGCGCAGCUCGGAGGCGGGGCCAGGGUGGGAGUACUAUGCUUGUCAGCCGCCGCCCACAAACAUGAAGGAAGUAAUGCAGAUCAGAGUCGACCCCCCAGGGAUCACAUGUGGAAACCCACCUGAGAGAUUCUGUACACUGGAAAACCCGUAUCUGUGCAGUGAUGAAUGUGACGCGUCCAGCCCGGACCUGUCUCACCCUCCUCAGCUCAUGGGAGACAGGGAGAGGGGAGGACUCAUCACCUAUUGGCAGACAGUCACAUGGUCCAGGUAUCCUGAGCCACUAUUGGCCAACAUCACUUUGUCCUGGAACAAGAGUCUGGAGGUGGUUGAUGACAUCACCAUCACCUUUGAGUACGGUCGUCCAACCAGCAUGGUUCUGGAGAAGUCUCUGGACAAAGGGCUAACGUGGCAGCCGUAUCAGUUCUACGCUGACGACUGUCUUGAGAUUUUCGGCAUGUCUCCUAAACGAGUGUCUGAUUUAACUUGGAGUAAUUUAACACGGGUCAUCUGCACGGAGCAGUACUCCCGCUGGGUCGGAGCCAAGGAAGAGAAGGUCGUGGUGUUUGAGGUGCGAGCUCGGUUCGGGGUGUUUGCAGGUCCGAAGUUGAUCAACAUGGACGCUCUGUACACCCGAAUGGAGACGAUAAAAGGUUUGAGAGACUUCUUCACCUUCACCAACCUCCGCCUGAGACUCCUUCGCCCAGCACUCGGAGGGACGUACGUCCAGAGAGACAACCUGCUCAAGUACUUCUACGCCAUCUCCAACAUCGACGUACCUGCCAGGUGUAAGUGUCACCUUCAUGCGUCUCGGUGUUUGAUGCGUGACGCGACUCUUCAGUGCGACUGUGAACACAACACGUCGGGUCAGGACUGUCAGAGCUGCGGUGACGGGUUCAGAUCCUGGAGACCUGGAUCUUAUCUGCCUCUGCCCAUGGGCACUGCCAACACCUGUGAAACAAGAGACACAACAGCCAAUGACGACUCAAACACAACAUCUGCUGGAGACACUGACUUGACUGUUACUACUACUACUACUGCUACUACUACUGCUACUACUACUACUACAGACAAUAUUAUAUUGACUGGCACUGCCACAACUGAUGCCACUGCCACUGACAAUGCGCCGCCUAGUGUCAGUAUUUCUACUACUUCUUCUUCUGACCCGGCUCCUACAGGUAGAACGUCUGUUCUUAUGAACACAUGGUCGAGUGGUGCAGCGGACACAGGACGUCCUGGUUCUGAUUCUCCUGCAGACACACAACGUAUUUCUACUGUACAAACAAGUAGCAGUGAUACUACACCUACGUCAUCACUAACUCAAACUACUUCUAACACUUCUCUCACUAGAGCUAGUGAUACUGACGACUCUCCUGCAACUGGUGAAGUAUCGACUACAACAUUUCCUGGAACUAUUACUGCAGUCAGUAGUACUGUCAGUACUGCAGUCAGUACUGCAGGCACACAGGACACAGUUCUAUCUAAUAGUCCAGCAGUGGACACAGCAGACACUUUGUUCGAGUUAGCUCCCACAGAACCAGACUUCACCUCUCCCCGUAACACUUGUAGAACCUCCAGUUCCAUCAGUAACACCAACAACCCCACAAUCCCUGGCUGCAGUACUGAAGCUGAGGUGUCUAUUUUUGACCCAGUGACUCCACUUUCUGACUUCACUUCCUCAUCAGACAACACUGACUCCAUACUUUUUGGGACUGAUACUACCAACCUGAUCACCAGUACUUCCCUAUUUGCUGAUGGCACCAGAUCCACCGGAGUACUGCCUCCCACGACCAUCCCAGAAAUAACCCCUCCCAGUGACAGGACUCAAUCUGGAAGUUUUCCAUCCACCACGUCAGCCCCAACCAGUCCAAACGGAAAUGCUUCACCUACAGAGGGAGCUGACACAAGUUCUCCUGUCAUUCCUCCAAACAAUCAAAUAGAUAUUCCACCCGUGGAUGUACCUCCGCCUGAUGUACCUCCGCCUGAUAAACAACUUCCUGAUGUACCUUUGCCUGUUGAACCUCCGCCUGAUGUACCUCCUUCUUAUAUAUCUCCGCCUGAUUUAACCCCACCUUAUGUACCUCCGCCUGAUGUACCUCCGCCUGAUAAACCACUUCCUGAUGUACCUCCGCCUGAUAAACCACUUCCUGAUGUACCUCUGCCUGAUGUACCUCCCCCAGCUGUAUUUUCUCCAGAUGCGCCAUCUCCAGAUGUACCUCCUCCUAAUGUACUCUCUACAAAUCUACCUCCUUCAGAUGUUCCCCCAGAAGUGCCAUCCUCUAGGACUCCAGAGUCUCUGAUAGAUGUAACCCCUACAAAUACAGAAACUGUAGAGUCUUUGCCAUCUCCCUCUGAGGAAGGAGGCAGUGAUUCUGCACCAGGAACAAGCACCUUAGGUCCGACUGACCCUGCUGGUGAUUUAGCUCCUGUGGACUUCACCUUCCCAUUUCUGGAAGAUAAAAAUCCAGCUAAACCUGGAUCAGAUUCCGGAGCAGGACGAGUUUCUGGACCAGAGCCUGUUGGUGAUCCUGGGAUCAUUCCAGAUGAUUCUGGAGGAUCUGUCAAUGCUGAAGGAUCAGAUUCAAUUGAUCCUGGACUGAAUUACAUCUCAGCUGAUCCAGGCAAAGGAGAAAAACAGGAGAGUGGACUGGAAUCAACUGGACCAGAUUCUUCUGCAACAGAUCCUACGAGUCCUGAUCUGGAAUAUGGACCAGAUUCUCCUCCAGCAGUGGAUGAUCCAGGUGUAGGUUUGUCUUCUUCAGCAGCUCAGAAGGAGGGAAAGUCUGGAGAGGAUUCAGCUGCUGGAUCACCAGGACGACCAGAGUCCAGUGAAAAGAAUGACUCAAAACAAGAGAUAACAGGAGAGCAGGAAAAGGAAAAAGCUGCUGAGACCAAAGAUGAAACAAGGAAAGAAAAAGAGGAAAGACCGAAGGAGAAAGAUGACAAAGGCUACGAGAAAAAAGCGACCCAGAAGAUUCUGAUUCCAGGAGGAUCAAAGUUCAGUCAACUGUCCAAAAUCGCCUAUGUCACCUUCCAGGAGUGCGAGUGUAACGGACACUCCAACCGCUGCAGCUACAUCGACUUCAUCAACGUCGUCACAUGUGUGAGCUGCAAACACAACACACGAGGACAGAACUGUCAGUACUGUCGCCUUGGUUACUAUAAAAAUGCUUCCCUGUCGCUAGAGGAUGAGAACGUCUGUGUGGAGUGCGACUGUGAUGCAGAGGGAAGUAUUUCUCCUCACUGCUCUGACUCUGGUCUCUGUCAGUGUAAAGACGGAGCCACAGGGAGGCGCUGUGACUCCUGUUUACCUGGAUACACAUGGAGAGGAGGCGGAGCCAUCUGCACAGUGAACAUUUGUGACUCCAAACGUUUGAUUUGUCAAAACGGAGGAACCUGCGUCGACUUCCAGCGCUGCGUCUGUCUGGAGAACUUCACAGGUUCACUCUGUGAGCAGAGCGUCUGUCUGAAGAAGACUGGUUGCCUUGACAACGCUGAGGGAUCCUCCUUCUCUCUGACUUCACACCUUUACCUGCUGGUCCUGAGUCUGCUCAUGUCUGCCUUCUGAUGACCACGCCCACUGUGGGCGUCACAAUAUUAUUGUUUUUGUAUUUUUUUACUGAACCUGUGGAAACAGGAUAUGACAUCAUAGUUUUAUGAUGUCAUCCUCAUGGGCUGUGUCCGGAAUCCCCCAUUUCUUCACCAUAUAAUGUAUUUCUGUGUAGAGGACUAUAUACUAUAUAUACUGAGUUCAUCAGUAAAAGAAAAAGUUUUUCAGACACGAUUCGGAUCAUUUUCUCUGCAUUGGUUCAUUGUCACAGUAUGAUGAACAACAACAACGUUACUCGGUGUAAAAUCCCACAGUGAAUUUUAACAGUGAACUCUUAGUAUUAAAACUUUCAGUUAAAAACGCGUGGAGUUUUUAAAUGUAGAAAUAAACAUGUUUGUCUC
Molecule: messenger RNA, 4360 nt
Organism: Hippoglossus stenolepis (Pacific halibut)
Lineage: Eukaryota; Metazoa; Chordata; Actinopteri; Pleuronectiformes; Pleuronectidae
Product: netrin-G2
Exons: 14
Coding region: 324-3977 (1217 amino acids)
Source: RefSeq, a predicted model, not a curated record